AUGCCGAACCAACGCCCCAAGGCAGCUUUUGAGCCUCUUCCGCCUGACUUAGACGUGUCUGCUCUGGUUAGAUCAACACCGAGCUUUGAGUGGGCGCCUAAGUUCCAUUGUAACGCCAUCGACGCAAAGGGCCUGGAGAGCUUUGAGAAACUAGUGCAGCUCCACGUUGUCUUGGGCGGCAUGCCCCUGGUUGUGGGAGGGUUCAAUGAACGACUGGACAACUCCCUAUUCUCCGAAAAGUGGCUGAGAGGGGAAUAUGCAACGAAAUCGGAGACUGCGCGGAAUUUGACGACCAAGACCAAUCUUCCACUCACAAUUGGCCAUUAUCUCAAGAAUCUGCCCCUUCUUACGAACCAGUGGAAUGCAUACAACUACAAAGAACCCAAUCGACAGCGCAUAUAUCUCAAGGACAUUGAUUGUCCACAGCAAUGGCAUGACCACCUAAAGUCAGUCCUACCACCAUUUCUCUUCUACCUAAACAAGCCGGAUGCCUCCGAGGCAUGUUCAAACCAAGAAGAGGUGAUUCCAAGAGUCGGAGAUCUAAUGAGCUGCCUUCCGUCGAGUAUGCGCGCGGAGAAUUUGAUGUGCUACAUAGGUCACGAGGGAACAUAUACACCAGCCCAUCAGGAAAUGUGUGCGAGUCUCGGGCAAAAUAUCAUGAUCGAAGCAUCGGACGGCUCGACGGAAUACGGGAAGGUCACCAAACCUGGUUCCUCGAUAUGGUUUAUGACUGAGAGCAAGGACCGUCACGUUGUCUCAGAAUACUGGAUGUCUGCGUUGGGGCACGAUAUUGAUGUUGAGGAUCAUUUUGCCCAAAUUAAUGCUUGGAAGGGGGCGCCCUUCAAGACCUACGUUGUCGAACAGAAACCCGGCGAUUUCAUCCUUGUUCCCCCAAUGGCGGCGCAUCAGGUUUGGAACCGUGGGACAAGGACCAUGAAGAUAGCGUGGAAUCGUACGACCGCGGAUACCCUGAAAUUGGCCCUUGAUGAAGCGCUACCGCAUGCAAGAAUGGUUUGCCGAGACGAACAAUACAAGAACAAGGCCAUUGUGUUUUAUGCACUAGGUCAUUAUUCUAGUCUUCUUGCCGAAGGCCAUGCGACCCACACACGAGCCACGCAAAAGCUGCAGGAAGACUUCGCAAAACUCUUCUACUUGUAUACCGAAAUACUGCUGUCGGAAAGCUUUCAGAAUGAUACGCCAGACGAGAAGGAGACCGAGUAUAUUCCCUUUGACGGCAGUUUCUCACUUGCCCGUGGUGCGUCGGUGACGGGGACGAUACGUAUGAUAUUUGCAUGGAGUGCUACAUCAUGGGCAGGAGCUGUAGGUGCCGGUCUAGGCUGA
Messenger RNA from Aspergillus melleus, 1341 nucleotides. Its product is annotated as putative JmjC domain protein. NCBI's taxonomy places the organism in Eukaryota, Fungi, Ascomycota, Eurotiomycetes, Eurotiales, Aspergillaceae. The record is from RefSeq and is a predicted model, not a curated record. The coding region runs from base 1 to 1341 and encodes 446 amino acids. The transcript is spliced from 3 exons.